AUGAAUCCAUUCGUGCACAAGGUGUGGCAUCGAGUUGGCUUAGUAUCGGAGCUGCCCAACCUCGAUGAUGAUAAGAUCGCACCACGAUGCAAAGCCUUCAAAAUCCCCAUCGGCCAGUCACCGGUUGAGGCAGAACUGGACAUGCCAGGAGAUUUGAAGGACCAAGUGAUGGUUUUCAAAUACAAGGAUAAGGUCCAUGCAAUUGACCAUCAAUGCCCUCACUCCUCAUUUCCCCUGUCCCAGGGCCACCUCUUCGAUAUCGAGGACUUUGGCAUCGUCCUGAGCACCGGUAUCACAUGUCCCAAGCACAAUUGGUCGUUUGACAUCUUUUCUGGGCGUGCAGAUCGUGGCAACUACACUCUCAAGGUGUGGGAAGUUCAGCUACGUGACUGCGAAGAUACCGACAAAGAAGUGUGGGUAAGACGCAAGCAACGAAUCGGUUGA
Molecule: messenger RNA, 444 nt
Organism: Penicillium canescens
Lineage: Eukaryota; Fungi; Ascomycota; Eurotiomycetes; Eurotiales; Aspergillaceae
Product: Rieske (2Fe-2S) protein
Exons: 2
Coding region: 1-444 (147 amino acids)
Molecular function (GO): 2 iron, 2 sulfur cluster binding
Source: RefSeq, a predicted model, not a curated record